CUGAAUAUUUGCAACACAGACGACUCACGACCUUAACGAUGGCUCACAAGCUCAGGGAGCCUUAUUCUGGGAAGAACCCCGUGCCCCAGAUAGCCACAAAGCUGUCUGCUCUCAUCAACCCAGAACAUGCCACGGAAGCAAAGGCAGCGCAACUGCAAGACCAGAGUGGUGCGCAGGACCAGAAGCAGACAGAGAAGCGCGCCCACAGACUGGCCAAGGGCUACGUUAUGCACGUAGUCGACCCCAUCACGGGGGAGGAGAUGGACAUUAGGAACGCAGACGAGGAGCCGGACACCAGGAAUAGAGGAGAGAACGUGCUAGAAAACGAUUUUCCACCUCCAAAUUGGGGAAAGCACAAGCAGCGCAUCCUUUCUGAAGUCAUUCCAUGCGUCAUGGCUAUCGCCGCAGCAUACACAGCAACGUUCAUCUUGACCCACAUCUUCGCAAGUUCGUUGGUCACAUCUUCGCUAGCCCUCAUUCUUCCUACUGCCCUGGCAUACGUCCUCUUGUUUCGGAUCAAAUGCAUCGCCCGCAUGGAUUUCGACGAUCGUGUCUGGCAUGCAGAGCGACUUCGCGGAAUGCGUGCUGGUGAUGACGCGGACGGAGAUGGUCAAGUAGGCUGUGAAGAAAGGACAAAAGAGAGUGCCGAAUGGGCGAAUGCCGUUCUGCGAGGGGUCUGGCCAAUUAUGAACCCUGAUCUAUUCGGCUCUUUGAUUGACACGCUGGAGGAUAUUAUGCAAGCCUCUGUGCCGAAAUUCGUGCAUUCUGUCCGCAUCGCGAAUGUCGAUUUGGGUCAAAACGCAGCUCGCAUCACCGCCGUCCGCUCACUACCAGACACAAAGCCUCGCGAACAGGUGAACCAGGAAGACGAACAACAGCAAGAUCCCUCAGAGCAGGAAGAACUAGACGAGCAACACGUGAAUGUAGAAGUAUCUUUUGCUUACCGGGGCCUGCCAAGCGGAAAAAGUGCGAAGAGCAAGGCGCGCAAUAUCCAUUUACUUGUAGAAUUUUUCCUCGGUUUGCAAGGAUGGUACGGUUUCAAACUUCCUGUCUGGGUGGAAGUCACCGGUAUGAUCGGCACGUCGCGAGCUCGAUUGCAGCUCAUUUCAGAACCGCCCUUCGUGAAAAAGACCAUGAUCUCACUGAUGGGCUUGCCCCGCAUCACGAUUUCCGUUGUUGCUCUCAGCAGGGCCCUUCCGAAUGUCAUGAACCUUCCGUUCAUCUCCGGAUUCGUCUCCAGUUCUAUCGAUACCGCCGUUGCCGAAUAUGUUGCUCCAAAGAGCUUGACUCUCGAUCUGCAGAGGCUCAUCAGCGGAGACGACAUUAAGAAAGACACAGAUGCGAUCGGUGUGUUCAUCGUACACAUACACCGAGCAAAGGAUGUCAAGCGCGCGGACGCAGACGGUGGCUCGGAUCCAUACUUGACGCUGACGUACUCGCGCCUCGGCAAGCCACUCUACUCUACACGCAUCAUCAAAGGCGACUGCAGCCCGGUCUUCGAAGAAACCGCGGCAGUGCUCGUCGACGUGAACACGAUCCGACUGCGCGAGAAGCUGAGCUUCCAGCUGUGGGACUCGGACCGCAUGAGCGUCGACGACCUGCUCGGGAUCGCCGAGGCCGACAUCAUCGACCUCGUGCGGCACGGCGGGCAGCCGCACCGGCGCGUCGCGAAGCUCGGCGACCCGCACAGCAAGCACGUGCCGGGCGUGCUCGAGUACACGGUCGGCUACUACCCCAAGCGGCCGCCGACGGAGGGCCUCAAGCGCGACGGCCAGGACCCCGGCAUUCCCGAGGACCUCCGCGACAGGCAAGAGUUCAAGAACGCGAAGGAGAUCGCGCUGAACGACCUCGAGGCCGCUGUGCUCGUGACGCCGCCAGACCCGGAGUGGCCGAGUGGAAUCUUGAGCGUGCAGGUGCACGAGAUCCGCGGGCUUGGUAUCAAGAAGGAAGGCCGGGAAAUGAACGUCGCCAAGACGGGGGGCUCCAGGGAAGGCGAGAAGGGUCAGGACGAGGAAGCACAGGAAGUGGAAGAAGCUGAAGGUCUUCCUUCCUCGUACUGCACCAUCUCAUUGAAUGAUGAAUUGGCCUAUCAGACACGGGUCAAGCCGAUCACAAGCACACCGAUAUUCAACGCAGGUACUGAACGCUUCGUCAAAGAUUGGAGGACUGCCCAUGUUACCGUGGCGGUCAAGGACUCUCGGGUCCGGGAAAAGGAUGCCGUCCUUGGCGUUGUCAUGUUGAAACUGUCCGAGCUUCUCGUCAAUGGUUCGCAGCUGACACGACUGUAUUCGCUCGAGCAAGGCUUGGGAUACGGUCGUAUCCGCCUAUCUGUGCUCUUCCGCCCCGUAGAGGCCAAGCUCCCGCCAACUCUCUGUGGCUUCGACACCGGAACUCUUGAGGUCCGCGACCUAUCGGCGAAGCUCAACAAGAACAUCUCGCUCGACUUGUCCAAGUGCGGAGUGAGGCUGAAGACGACAAAGUCCGGUGCCGACGAGAAGGUCUCGAGGAAGAACGCGCAGCCGCACGAAGACGGCUCCGUCCGCUGGGACUCGGAGGAGACGAACCUGACCCGCAUCCCCGUGCGCAUGCGCUACGGCUCCGCGCUGCUCAUGUCCUUCAAGUCCACGGCGUCGGUGCUCGGCGCGCGGUCCGCGGGGCGCAAGGCUCUCGCGGUGCUCUGGCUGCGCGACGUCGCGGACAACGACGAGUGCGCGCUCGAGCUCCCGUUGUGGAACGUCACGGACGGCAACUACUCGCGGCUGAAGAUGAACUACAGCCCGCCGGACGGGAACCUCGACGCGUGGGACGAGGACAGGAAGAAGGUGCGCCGCGUCGGGAGCGUGCGCGUCCACCUCGUGUUCAAGCCCGGCAUCUCGGACCUCCACCAUCGGCUCAUGGACGGCGGCGGGACGCACCGCAAGGAGGCGUGGGAGACGUUCACGAGAGAACGCGAGGGCGGGCUGAGGGAGAGCGUCGGCGAGUUUAGCGAGGACCAUCGCAAUCCGGAGAGGAGGCCAGAGGACCUGGCGGAGAAGCGGCAGGGGAGCGACAACGGUGCAGUCCACGGUGCAGAUGCCAACGGUCGCCAAGAACCUGUCGCGAAUGGUCCUUCGGGAGGCUAUGAGACCAACGAGUCUCAGCCUGGCAGCCGAGAUCGUCCGGAAGACGCCUCACAGCCAGGGAUCAACACUAUGGUCUCCUCCGAGGCGGUCGAGAACGAGGAGCUCAACGAGCAUCCUGAACGUGGCGGCGAUGAAGAGAGUGGCGACGACGCCGACGAUGAAGGCGGCAAGAAGACGGGUGUCGUUGGGAAGUUCAAGGAGUGGCGCCAGCACGAGAAAGAGCUUCACAAAGAGCACCGGGGUGUCAUGCAGCUGAAGCCCGCGCGGACGGCUGAGUGGGUGAAAGACAAUGUCGAAGACAGCGUUCACCACUUAAAAGAUAGGUUUGCGAUGAAGACCAGGAAGCCCGACGUGGAGACGGAAAUUUAAAGGAGUAGUCUGCACGGUUGUAUUGGUAUCUUUCCUGUGUAAUAUCUCGCCUACAUCUCACUAGUAAUAGGCUGGUCAUUCAGGCACCCCCGGACAGACACUGGACUGUGUUGUACUAGCGUAGCUCUCAUGUACUCUUUAUUUAGCCUCACAUCUCGACACCACUGCAGUUUCGCCUGCAACAUGCUGUUGCAGCGAGAAGUCGGAGGUAAUUUCUCGAAAUCAGACUGAG
This is a messenger RNA of Phanerochaete carnosa HHB-10118-sp, 3723 nucleotides long. RefSeq lists its product as uncharacterized. Lineage: Eukaryota; Fungi; Basidiomycota; Agaricomycetes; Polyporales; Phanerochaetaceae. Gene Ontology annotation, molecular function: lipid binding. Bases 39 to 3491 code for a protein of 1150 amino acids. The record is from RefSeq and is a predicted model, not a curated record. The transcript has 10 exons.